UUUAACACUUCUGCAGAGGAGACCUCUACCUUCUUCCUGACUGGAAUCCCAGGGACAGAGCAUGCUCAAAGUUGGGUCUCCAUCCCCAUCAGCCUCAUGUACCUUGUUGCCAUCCUGGGAAACUGCACCAUCCUCUUUUUCAUAAAAACAGAGACCUCUCUGCAUGAGCCUGUGUAUUACUUCCUCUCCAUGCUGGCAUUUUCUGACUUGGGAUUAUCCUUCUCCUCCCUUCCAACCAUGCUGAGCAUCUUCUCGUUCAAUGCCACAGGAAUAUCUUCAGAUGCCUGCUUUGCCCAAGAGUUUUUCAUUCAUAUAUUCACAGCUAUGGAAUCAUCAGUACUUUUCAUCAUGUCUGUUGAUCGCUUUAUGGCCAUCUACAACCCUUUGAGAUACACUUCUGUCUUCACUACUGACAGAGUCUUUAAAAUCGGCCUUGCUUUUGCUCUACUGUGUAUUUUGUUUGUCCUUCCUUUCCCCUUUAUUCUAAAAAGGCUGAAAUUCUGUAACAAAAGGCUUUUGUCUCGCUCUUAUUGCCUCCACCAGGAUGUCAUGAAACUGGCCUGUUCCGACAACAGGAUUAAUGUCAUCUACAGAUUUUUUGUGGCUCUUUUAUCUAUAUUAUUCUUGUUGUGCAUUUCUGUGUCUUACAUGUUCAUCCUGAAAGUUGUUCUGGGCAUCGCCUCACACAAGGGUCGCCUCAAGGUCCUCAACCCUUGCAUCUCCCACCUCUGUGCUGUGCUCAUCUUCUAUGUGCCCAUCAUCACCUUGGCUGCCCUUCACCGCUUUGCCAAAAAUGUUUCUCCAAUUAUUAGGGUCAUAAUAGCUGAUAUCUUCCUUCUAGUUCCCCCUCUAAUGAAUCCCAUUGUGUACUCUGUAAAGAGUCAGCAGAUUAGAAAUCUGAUCCUGGAGAAAUUAUGUCAGAAACAGCAUUAA
Messenger RNA from Cynocephalus volans (Philippine flying lemur), 933 nucleotides. Its product is annotated as olfactory receptor 51A7-like. Gene Ontology annotation, cellular component: plasma membrane. Lineage: Eukaryota; Metazoa; Chordata; Mammalia; Dermoptera; Cynocephalidae. The coding region runs from base 97 to 933 and encodes 278 amino acids. Gene Ontology annotation, biological process: G protein-coupled receptor signaling pathway. The transcript has a single exon. The record is from RefSeq and is a predicted model, not a curated record. Gene Ontology annotation, molecular function: G protein-coupled receptor activity; olfactory receptor activity.